UAACGGGAUACCAAACAAUGUUGAAACUCAGCUCACCUAUUCAUUUUGCGGAAGAUUAAGUGAAAGACAUGUUCAUUGUGGAACAAAUUGGUGGAUUCUUUGAGUAUUUUAGUGUGUUCAAGAAUGUUUUGACCGGAUGUAACCGAGAUGAGUAAAGUAUGUCAAAACUCAUCGACACCAACAAUCCGGCAUCGCAAAACUGGCUUAAACAGUGGCGGGCUGUAUACGUCACAAGGCAGGCCCUUCUGCCCGCUGUCGAAGUUGAGGCGACACUUUUGCAUGGCGAACAAUUGCGAAAAGCACAGGUACCAGCAUGCACCACAUGCUCUUCCAUAGAUGUACACAACAGAAAUGCAAGGUGCCCAUUUCAUACUGUUCUCCGAGAAGAGUUGGUCAACGAGCAUGCAUAUGGACAAGCGAAAGGAAUAGGUGCACUGAAUUUGAGAAACACAAAAACAGAAAACUGGGCUCACUCACCAUGGGAGAUAGCCAAGGUAUUUAUGUCGCCAUCUGGAUAUGAGAAAAAGGCCACUGUUGAAGAAACGGAUUUCAAUGGCAUUGCUGGAUUCAUCAUUAACUGCAGGCGUUUCCAGGGGAAGAUCACUCCCAGUGUCUGUGAAAAGGCUCGAGAAAUGGUCAAUCACAUUCGGCACAUGCCGGACAGUUGUUCCAGCUCACUGACAGACCAGGCUACAACCGAAUGUAUUGAUAACCUGUACGCUCUACUUAAAGAGCCAGGACUGCAGGCUCGGCCAGAGGCGUUACAGGCUAGGAAACAAUUGGACCAGCUGAAGACAACCGAUCCGUCUAAAGAUGAAAAUGCAUACAAGUAUAUCUGCCAGGAGUUACAUGAUGAAUUCCAACAGAGACUUGCAGAUAUUGAAAUGAAACUUCAAACAGACACAAUUGAUACAGAAAGUGCUAAAGAAUAUAUACACUCUGAAAGCAAACAAUUCCAGAAGAAUCUGGAAGACAUGUUGGAAGCACAUGAACUUUUUUCUAACGCUGCUAUGCACGAUUUAUCAGAGACUAAAGACAACAUUUUUCUGUCGAUUAAACAAGAAAGGAGUAGGGUCAUGGAUCACAUAACGUUUUUGGAAAGAAGGGCCACAGAAAAUAUUAAACAAGCUGUGACAGAUGGUAAAAGAACGCUUGAAGAUCAGUCAGAGAUACUCGUUAAACGGUUGCGUAAAGAAGUAGUCGAACCUCUACACAAACAAACGAAAUCUGAGUUAAAGGAAAAUUUGCUCAACCAUUACAAAACAAAAGUCAGAAUGCAAGUCCGAUUGGAUAUUGAUGCUGCUGUAGAGGACAUUUAUGAAAUGCCACUACUGGUGUUAAAGAAUAAAAAAGACAAAGACGGGAAAUAUAAACAUGAAAAAAUAUCAGACAUAAAUAACAUGUUUCUGAUCGACAAAGGCACACUGGCUACAACAGUAUUCGUGGAAGGCGAGCCGGGCACCGGUAAGUCUUCACUUUGCAGAAAGAUUGUUGCUGACUGGUGCGAACUGAAUCAGAAAGGAACUAAGGAGGCAGGGACAUACACACUCUUCAACCAGAUUGAGUUCCUAUUCUACAUAAAGCUUCGAGAAGUUGAGGGAAAAUGCAAAGUCAAAGACAUGAUAUUGCAAUGUUUGAUCGAUCAGAUUGAGUCAGAUGAUAAAGGCUUUACUGAAUUGUUAACAGAGAUUUUGAAAUCAGAACGAUGUCUUAUAUUGCUUGAUGGUCUAGACGAGUGGAAGCAUAGCAGAAAAUGUAAGCUUGAUGAAAGGAUUCCUCAUAUUGAAACAAAUUGGAUGAACUGUACAACAAUAAUUACAACAAGACCGUACAAACUAGCUGAGGUAAAAGUAAACCUCUCACAACUUGGAAACCACGUGCAGUUGCAAGGCGUUGAGUCACCUAAGGAACUAGUUCGGAAAAUAAUUUGGGAGUUACGGAAAAGUCACCAAGUAGCAGGAGAUACAGACACCUGCGUCAAUGAAAUUCAAAUGAAAGGUCUGUGGCAUUUCAGAGACGUUCCAAUCAUGCUGGUACACAUUGUUUGGCUCUGGCAUAGAGGCAAAUUAAAGGAAAACAUGUCUCAGUGUUUCGUGUACAGGGAAAUAAUAGAAGAAAGGUGGUAUGAAAUGUGGGACAAGAAAAACAUAAAAGCGAACAAACCACCUAAUGACUUUCUUUAUGCGUUGGGUGAAUUAGCUUUCCAUCAACUGAUUUCCCCUAGCGAGGACGAUUCCAUUGUAUUUGAAAUUCAAGGGGAUCAACUAGAAAAAUUUAGACGGUACGAACAGUCGUCUCUUGAAUCUGGAAUAAUCUCAUGCAGCAACAGAGCAGGUGAAAGAUCACCGUAUUAUCAUUUUCUGCACAAAACACUUCAAGAGUAUUUGUCGGCAUGGUAUUUAGCGAAUUGCGGAACAGAAUUGUCUAAAAUGUGCAAGCAUAUUGAAGAACUUUAUGUACACAACAGGAGAGAAAGUGUAUUCAGUCUGUCGCAAAUGUUCCUCAGUCUUUGUUCCCUGAAUAAAACUGCUGCUGAAAUGUUUUCCAAAACAUUAAAUGAUCUGUUUACUGAAAAUUGUGAAAGAGAUGAUUAUUCAGCUGACAAAGCUUUGGAAUUCCAAAACAUGAUACUGCGAGGAUAUGACGAAGCGGAGAAAAGCGGACACUCAAGGAUGGAGUUAGAGUUCUGCCUUAAUCAUGUCGUCCUUGGCAAUGUAGAAUUUUGGAAAGGGGAACAUGAUCUUACAACAAAACAAAAGUCAACGUUGAAAGAUUGUUUGGAGAAAAGAAAAUCAAACCUCAUGUCAUUACAUAUAGGUGAAAAAAGUACCCUCUCCUCUGCCCUUCAGUACAAGAAAGAUCCAAAUAUCUUAGAUUUAGCGGCUUGCAAGACUCUAAAGUUUGUUGAUUUAACAAAUGAUUCAUACGAAGAUAUCAACCAUUUGAAUUUGCACGGAUUAUUAGAAUGCAAUAUAAGCUUCAUAGACUACCAGACAGCAAGUAAACUGGCAUCUUCGUUGCAGUCGUCAGAUUUAAAAUGUUUGAGAAAACUCACAUUGAACAACUUUGGUUUCGAACGUCAAGCUGGGGAAAUUAUCUCACAGCUUGAAAAUAUCAAACAUAUAGACCUCACAUUGAUCAAGGCGUGUCGUCCAAAUGAUUCAGUAUUAGACCUUGAGAACCUUAGACAUCUCGAAUAUCUCGAGAAACUCUCAUUACGUGGACUUGAUUUCUCUGACGUUAUCAACUUACAAGUGAUCAAUCUACACAAGUUAGGAAUCAAGUUUAGAACACAACAACGAGCACCACAGUUAAUAACAGCGUUACUACCGCAAAGAGAUGGUUCACUCACAACGGCUCUGCCAUCGCAGUCCGCGGAAACAGGCGAAGAUAUUCAUUAAUUUACAUAAUGGGCGGAAUUAUUGACGUCAUUGAGUUUGACUGCUGCUAAUAGACACAGUUACUGGUUAGAAACAGAUGAAUUAACAUCGGGCGUUAAUUACUCUUGACAUGUGUUUAUAUACAUUAAUUUAAUAAACAAACCUUCAGCACAUGGCUUGCAUCCCUGAAUAGCAGAGCAAUUACCUUUUUUGUCAUCUUAAAUAUCGGCGAAUCUGACUUGGUGCAUUUUUUAAUAAUAAGCGUAUAGAAAACACGAUGCUUUACGCGUGUCAUUGGCAUGUUGUUGUUUUAAUCAUAUAAGGAAAAAACGGUAGCCCGGUCGGGUUAGUUUUUGCGGAAAAUCGGUAGUCCGAGCUGAAAUUCGGUAGCCAAGGGCUAUCGGACUACCGCCAUUGGCGUUUUUUACGGCUUCCUGCUCUUCGUAGUUCUCUGUGACUUUAAAUUGAUUAAUCGUUUUCUUUAUGGCCUGUAGCAGUCUGAUCUUAAAAAUGUUUAGCAGGGCUUUUCGGUAUAUAUAUCCGCAUAUCCUCAAAUCCAACCUUCUUGGCUUCGCUCUCACUAAGAUCGCUAUCUUCUUGCAUAAGCUCACGCACUUUCUCCCUGUACUGAGAUUGACACGGUUCGAAAAGCCUCAAUGGCAAACUCUUGCAAAGGAUCAAUAUCCGAAUAGUUAUCAGAGGUUACAGACAUGUUGUCUUUGCUGUUAUCAGACUCGUUUUCAUCAUCAAGUCCAUUUUUUCUAAUUUUAGCUAUGACGCUAUAUAGAAACUAAUGCGUACAGAUGACGGGUAAAGUAUAUCAUAACACAAGUCCACUGGUGACAUGUCUAUCCUCGUAAAUUGAUACAGUUUAUUAUAAUUGUUGCAUAUAUGAGAAUGGAUUUUAUGUUCGUUUUGCUUUUGUUUAAAUAAUCAGUAGAGGUUAACGUAGUAUUAAAAUAUGUAGAUUAUUUAAGAAACAAAACAACUGUCGAAUUAGAUGUAAACACUUGUGUUUCCAAUUUUAUUUUCUCAAAUAUACAUGUAGAUCAUAAAUAUAUUGAAAAUAUAUACAAAACUCGUGUACGCAAAUAAAUCACAUAAAUAAAUCACAAAUAAAUCGAGAAAGUAUUUUUGAGGUUUUUUUUGUUUUGGGGUGUUAGUUGAAAAGGGAGAAAGAGAUGUUUGUAGGUAGUGGAAAGUAAUAUGGAUGAAACUUAUAUUUUUGAUAAUAACGUUUUCAAAACUGUUAUUUUAAUUAAAUUGUCGAAAUAUGUUUUUGAUCCAUCUAAAAUGAAGCUAGCAUAAUAAUUUGUUCGAUUUGGGUAAAUAGUGUUUACUUUAAUAGCUUAAUAAUUUCAUUUAUAUUGAUUUCAAUAGACAAUAGCUCGAUGCAACAAAUAAAUAAAUACGGGAAAAGAGGACAGCCUUGUCUGACACCUUUACGUUUAAAAGAACUCUGAUUUAAAAAAAAAAUGUGAUUCGUAACACAACCUUUGGUAUCUGAAUAAGAUAAUAAAAUAGUUGUACCCAUUUACUAUACCUUUACCAAAAUUGAAAUUUUCAGGCAUUUUAUUAGGAAAACUGUGGUCCAGGCUAUCAAAAGCUUUAUUAAUAUCAGAAAAAAUAUCAGACCUUCGUUUGAAUUUGUGAAAUUAAUCACUUCUUGAAGAAUUCUGAUAUUUUUCCCAAUAUAUUUCCCCUUGAUGAAACCUGUCUGAUCAUAACAAAUUAUCUUCUGUAAGAAUGGCUUUGCUCUAUUUGCAAUUGAUUUUGAAGCUAUUUGGUAACCUUAAUUUAGUAGAGAAAGAGGUCUCUAAUUGUUUAUUUGAGUAAUAUCUUCUUCUUUUUCGGAAGAAGUGUAAUGAUACUCUAUUUUUGCAAUUCUUUUAAAAUGAAUAAUUGAAAGACAGGACCAGGUCUGGUUUUAUUUUGUUCCAGAAAGAUUGAUAAAAUUCCGCUGUCAAACCAUGCGACACUGGACUUUUUUUUGCUUUUAUCGCGUUUAAACAUUCGUAUUCAGUUAGAUCGACCUGUCCAUGAUCUACCUUUGAAAUACAUUUUUUUCUCAUUUUGCGUAAAGCAGAUAUUUUAAGGAAAUUCUAAAUUCUCGUCCUCUCAUAUAAAGAGAUUCAUAAAAUGAUGUUGCAUGAGGUUGAACUUAAUUUUUUAUCUGAUACAAGAUUGCAAGAUCAGUGGAAGGUCGCAAUAUAUUUCACCUCGUGCAACAAAAAUGGUAAAUAUAGUUUAAGGUGAAAAAUAAUACGAUCUUACAUUGAAACAAACAAUUAUCCUCUAGUUCAUGCAUUUUUAAAUGACCAGUGAGUCAUCAUAAUGCGAGAUCUGUCCUUUUGUUGGUGAAAACUAUUUUUGUAUUGUAUAUUAAGUUUAAAAUCGUUAUCAUACUUACUGGGGAAGAUUAUAGUAAGAAAUAUAAAAUUACCUGUGCCACGAAAUGUUUAGAGAUACGAGAAAGGAGAAUCUUAGGAUUCAAUAAUUCAUUUCGAUUUUAGACAAGAAAUUAGAAUAUAAAUUCACACGCAUGUUUCAAACAAAGAAACAGUUAAACAUGUUUUGUUUGUCAAUACUAACAUUUUCAACACCAACCUAAUGGAAAAUCAAGCAAAGGUUAAUCUGACAGAAUGUAUCGUUAUAUAUUAUUACUACGUAUAAAAAGCUAAACAUUGUAUCGCAUCACAAUGUAUGCGAUUUCAUUAUUGAGAAUGAUAUAACAAUACUACCACAAUAUAACUCUAGCUUAAUAUGUUUAAACGAAUAAAAUCAUCCAAGAAAUCUUAUCACUUCAAUUUAAUAAAUUAGUUAGUAAAAUUGCUGAAUAAAAGCAGGUGCGUAGUAUACUAUAGGUUGUGUAGACCUAUGAAUACAUUAUGUAUAUGCAUCAGAUCUGUUUGUAACAAUCUUUGAUGAAUAUGACA
Messenger RNA from Mya arenaria, 6316 nucleotides. RefSeq lists its product as uncharacterized. The coding region runs from base 159 to 3401 and encodes 1080 amino acids. NCBI's taxonomy places the organism in Eukaryota, Metazoa, Mollusca, Bivalvia, Myida, Myidae. The record is from RefSeq and is a predicted model, not a curated record. The transcript has 6 exons.